Molecule: messenger RNA, 2652 nt
Organism: Solanum dulcamara
Lineage: Eukaryota; Viridiplantae; Streptophyta; Magnoliopsida; Solanales; Solanaceae
Exons: 3
Coding region: 1-2652 (883 amino acids)
Source: RefSeq, a predicted model, not a curated record
AUGAGAAAGUUUGCAACAGACCACAAAAAUGGCCAAGUCUCUUUCGCUGAACAGAUACUUAGAACAUGGAAAACUCGAAGGGUGUUGGGUGAGUCAUUGCCAAAUAGAUUGCAACCUGAGUGUUCCGCGGAGUACAGGGAAUGGAUAAAGAGUAACCUUAUCAAAACCGUCGAAUUAGGACCAAAUGUCCCCUAUCACGUUCGACUCUAUCAGCUCCAAGAGAAGUAUGAGAAAAAUGAAUUAGAUCAUCAACGCCAACAGUUAGAUGACGCCAAAGUCAUAGCCCAGCUAAAGCAAGAGUUACAAAGAGUAAGACAAUGCAUGUCUGAGUUAGAUGAUAGCAUGGAGCAACAGAUCCAGUCCAUAGAAAGGUUAAAGCAUCAAGAAGGAGCUCAGCUAGCUAGCGAUCAUCUAUGGGCAAACAGAUAUGCCAUAUGGGAAGAGGUCAACAUAGCCAAGAAAAACAAAUCUAGUGAAGGAUCAGAAGGAGUGUAUUUAGAAUUGAUCUGUGUUGAUAAACUGGCUGAGCACCCUUAUUUCACCAGGUCAAAGGCUUCCAAAGAUUCCUUCCCCGAUCAAAAUUCGUUGGUACGGAAAAGGAAAAUGAAUGGUAAUAAUGACAGCACUAGUUUGACGGAUAUUGUUGUGACGGACCCUAUUGUCGCGGAACAAAAUGAGUUGAUUGCACAGUUUGUGCAACAAAUCGCCGAGAUGAGAGUUGAGAUACAGAAAAAUCGAGAGUUGUCAAAACUGGCUAUCGCCACCAACACGCCGGUUUCAGAUCUGGACCUUCCUGAAGGGUUUAAAGUACCUAAAUUUGAUACUUUUGGUGGAACCGGAAAUCCUUUGGCUCAUUUGAGAGCAUAUUGUGACCAACUAGUAGGAGUUGGUAAGAAUGAAGCCUUGCUAAUGCGGCUCUUUAGCCGAAGUUUGAGUGGAGAGGCCUUGGAAUGGUUCAGCGCUCAAAAAAUAAAACAAUGGUCUAAUUGGAACGCUUUGGCCAGAGAUUUUAUCGAGAGAUUCGCAUAUAAUGUGGAAAUUGUUCCUGAUCGAUAUUCUUUGGAGAAGAUCAAACAGAAAUCCACUGAAAGUUAUCGUGAGUAUGCGUACAGGUGGAGGAAAGAGGCCGCGAGAGUUCGACCUCCCAUGUUAGAGAAAGAGAUUGUGGAAGUAUUUGUGCGCACGCAAGAGCCCGAGUACUAUGAAAGACUGAUGUUGCUCGUUGGAGCAAAAUUUGCCAAGAUAGUCAAGGUAGGUGAGACUAUCGAGGAUGGGCUCAAGACCGGAAAGAUAGCCCGUGUAGCCUCUUCAAUUGGGUCUUCGGGAUCAUUUAAGAAGAAGCGAGAGGAUGUAUCUACCAUCUCCUAUACAACUGAAGGGAAGAGGUUUGCUAACACCAAGCCAGGAAAAUCCACACCUUUCAAGACCUAUUCACGAGGUCCACAAAAUUCACAUCAAGUUUACUACACUCAACCGAAUUACCAAACCCCAGCUUCCAGUCACCAAACCCCAUACCCAAAUGAUCAAGUCCCAUUUAACAGUUAUCAAGCUCCACCUUCUAAUUACCCAGCUCCAUAUUACCAAAACACCCCGCUAAACUACCGAACUCCACAACCAGGUUAUCAAACCCAACUGUACCCAAAAUUCCAAACUCCUGCACCUUCCCACCAAAAUCGUCCGAGUUAUCGCCAUGUGCCACCACCCCCGCAAAAUAAUUACAACCUUUCCCAACCCAACUUUGAAAAUAGGCCUGCCAGGAAUUUUACUCCUCUGGUGGAGAGUCGAACUAAGUUGUUCGAAAGAUUGAGAGACGCAGGCAUUAUUCACCCCAUUGCACCUAAACUGGCUGAUACAAGCUCUAGAUUCUAUAGAGCUGACAAAACAUGUGCGUAUCAUUCCAACAGUGUCGGGCAUGAUACUGAAACUUGUGUUAAUUUGAAAUACAAAAUUCAGGAUUUGAUUGAUCGUGAGGUCGUUACUCUCCAAACCGCCGCCCCUAAUGUCAAUAGUAAUCCUUUGCCGAAUCAUGGAGGGGUUAAUAUUCACAUGAUUGAGAUGGAAGAAGAUUGGUGUGUAACAAAGGCCAUAGUCCCAACCUAUACUAACAGCCUUGAAAUGGCUGUGGCUUCAUUGAGCAUAAAGGAGAAAUCAAAUUUUGUGAUUUUGACACCUCCAAAGGUUGUUGCUUUGGUGUCGAAAGAAAUUCCUAAUCAAAAGAAGUUCAUGAUCGAGACUGCAGCAACUCAGGGAAUGACGCGAUCUGGUAGAUGCUACACCCUAGAAGAAUUGGCUCAAGGAUGGAAUAAUAAAGAUCAACAAAAGAGACCGAUUAGUGAAGCUGAGGCUAAAGAGUUUUGGCGGAAAAUGCAGCCAAAAGAAUAUUCCAUAGUGAAGCAUCUGGAGAAAGUACCUGCCCAAAUCUCAGUGUGGGCAUUGUUGAUGAGCUCACAACAGCACAUACAUGCUUUGAUGAAAGCUUUGGAUGACACCUAUGUACCUGUGGGCACAGAUGGAGAUAAUCUGGCCGCUAUGGUGAGUCGAGUUGUUCAAGGACACCGCAUCAGUUUUUACAAUGAAGAGUUACCGUUCGAAGGUGCGAUGCAUAACAAAGCUCUUCAUAUCACUGUUGUGUGUGUCGAGAAAAGAUCAUGA